Eremomyces bilateralis CBS 781.70 is the source of this 1337-nucleotide messenger RNA. RefSeq lists its product as uncharacterized. The coding region runs from base 491 to 943 and encodes 150 amino acids. The record is from RefSeq and is a predicted model, not a curated record. The transcript has 4 exons. NCBI's taxonomy places the organism in Eukaryota, Fungi, Ascomycota, Dothideomycetes, Eremomycetales, Eremomycetaceae.
CACCAGCAACAGAGCCCUUUCGGCACUCUUGUUCCGUGAAUGGCGGUAGUAAAUCAAGUGAUGGAGUCAUCCCAGGCAUCGCCCUCAUUGGAGCUUACAGUUGGCAGUGAGGCUGCAUGAAAGGAACCGGAACCCAAAUAUCCAAAGCUCUCAUCCCUCAACCCUUAGUUAUCACCUGCCAUCGGUCCCAAACACCAUCCGACCUGCACUUGACUUCCUCCUUUCCCACUUCAAAUCGCCAUCUUCUUUCACAGAUUCCAGCUACAUUACCAGUCGAUCAUCCUUUGGAUCUUCUUGCAGUGCAUGAGAGAGGGUCACCGCUACCCUGCACUCUUUCACCAGCCGUAGUUCAUUCACUGCUGCCUUGACAAAGAGCCUCAUUCACAUUUUACACUCCAUCGAGCUCCAGAACUGUACCGACAGAAUCCGCCCUAGUUUCUUCCAGGACCUUCCCCCCCAGUACUAUUAGCUCCGACCACCACCCCCCACAAUGUCCUCCUCUAUCCAGAUCCCCCAACGUAAAUCCACCCGUCCCCCUUCCAUCCCCGUUACACAACCCGGAGCCAGCUCCAGCAGUGGCUCCUCAUCGGAUUUCUCCCUGUCGAGCAGCGCGGGGGGGUCGCCGUACCGGGGAUCACAUCAGCGGACUCCGAGUUUCUUGAGCGCCGCUUUCUCGAAGGCUGAGCAUACGGUUGUGAAUGUUGGACAUCCGGAUGCACCGAGAUUAAUUACCUGCGUCAAGGCAUCUCAAGGAUUCGACUGGAACCAAGGCCCACCACACUCCACCCCACUAGCAACCACGACUCUAACACGUCCACCCACCGUAGACAUCUUCCUUCCCUCCUACGCCGAGCGUGACUCCACCGAGCUCGAACACAAGCAAGACCCCGUCACCGACAUCAUCCUCACGGACGAGGAAGCCGCGUCAUAUCUCCCCUCAUAACGGAUCCACGCGAUCAUGGAACUCCAUCCCGAGUACAUACACAAACACAUACACACGCGGGAACACUUUCUGGACUCAUCCGAGCAGGAAGGAGGGGGGAUGACGUGAAUCAUGACAUUCCUUUUGCAGAGCCACGGCGUCAGCGAGCCGAGCCGGUCGGAUUGGCUCGAUACGGAUAUGGGGGUGUUUAUUUGAUUAUACGGAUUACGGAGUCAGGCUUAUAGGUUUGGGAAUCGGGGCGUUUUUGGGAUUGGGUUAUGAGGAUGGAGAAGGAUACGGAUACGGAUACGGAUACAAAGGGGAGAUUCAUGGCUUCGUGGGAUAUCUCUCCUUAUUGCUUAAAGGACGUGUACCCCGCAAUAUAUUGAACUCGUGAGGCAUGGUAUGGAUUCUA